Messenger RNA from Rhineura floridana, 1128 nucleotides. RefSeq names its product family with sequence similarity 151 member A (gene FAM151A). The transcript has 7 exons. Bases 1 to 978 code for a protein of 325 amino acids. The record is from RefSeq and is a predicted model, not a curated record. NCBI's taxonomy places the organism in Eukaryota, Metazoa, Chordata, Lepidosauria, Squamata, Rhineuridae.
AUGACAGUUUCCAGCAAGAAGUGUCCUUCCAUUGAAGGAAGAGGAGUUGUCAUUGCUGCAAUCUGUGCUGUGGCAGUGAUUUCUGUUUGCACAGUUCUUACCGUAUCUCUGACAGUUGCCAGGAAAUUCCAACAAGACAUGGCACCCAGGCCAGCCUUCAGUACAGGUGGAGAUAUGUUGGAUUAUCUGCUAAAUCUGAAGAGAAUUGACAGAAAAGAUGGUUUAUUGGUCAGUUGGUACCAUGCUGCAAACAGAAAGCAGGAGAUGGAAGAGGCCUUAAAGAGUGAAGUUAUGGCCCUGGAAGCUGAUGUCACCAUUGAAGCAUAUAAUACACCCAAUGAGACAGACAGGCCUAUCAUGGCCCACCCACCUGACAUCUACAGUGAUAACACCUUUCAGGAAUGGCUGGAAGCUGUGCUUAAGUCAUCCAAUAAAGCUAUCAAGCUGGAUUUCAAAAGCAUCAAAGCUGUUGGUCCAUCUCUGGAUACAUUAGCAAAAACCUCCUCUCAAAUGAAUAUUGACAGGCCUGUGUGGCUAAAUGCAGACAUUCUGAGAGGACCAAAUGUACCUUUUAAUAUUGCAGUUAACGCAAGCCGAUUCCUCUCACUCAUCCAGGAGAAGUUCCCAAACUGCACUCUCUCCCCAGGAUGGUCAACCCUCUAUUUACCUUUCUUUCCAAACAAGACCUACACACAGAAAAUGGUUGAAGAAAUGCAUGGCCUUGUAGGGAAGCUGCCUCAGCAAAUCACCUUCCCUGUAAGAGCUGUCAUGGCAAGACUAGCCUGGCCUCAUUUGAGUUGGCUUCUGAGCCAGUCAAAUAGGUACAGUUUGACUCUCUGGCAAGGGAAGACUGAUCCAGUUACAGUAGAAGAUCUCCUGUUUAUCCGAAAAAAUAGCCAACCUGAACAAAUUUAUUAUGACCUUUAUGAACCUGUUUUGACUCGGUUCAAAGAAUUGGCAUCUGGAUUAGUAGUUUAACACAUGGACUAGAUGUUCAGAUCCAGGUUUACUUGUCCUUGGUUCUCAGCACAACAGGAAGCUCCAGACGGCAAGUGUCUCAACUGAUAUCAUCAGAUCAGCUACAAAGUCUAACCUCUGCUACUUUGACUACUUGACUUUUAUUGUACA